AUGGCCAACAAGACCACCAGCGCCCUCUCGAUCGUCAUCUAUCUCAUCACCUUGAUCAUCACCAUCGUCGAGAUCACCAAAGCCAAGCUCCUCUACGAUGAGACCUGCUCCCUGUGGUCGUGCUGGGCCAUCUUCAUCGUCGCCUGGGCGCUUGCCAUUCCCGUCGCCUUCCUCUCUCUGCUGCGCGAGAUCUUCGCGCUAGUCUUGUCUCGUCGCAGCAGCGCUGACCACAAACCAAGCCGCGGCCGCCGCAUCUUCACCAUCGGCAGCGCCGUCGCCGUGUUUGCGCUGUGGCUGGUCGUGCUGGUCAUCGGCUGGGCGCCGAUCCGCUUCCCGGCCGGCGCCUACAGCGACGGGACCAACUACUACGGCCCGCCGCCCGACGUGACGGGCGUCUUCCGGUACGUGCGGGCACUGUACGAGGAGAUCAUGCCGUCGUAUCACGACGGGUACACGGGAGAGGCCAACGACCUCUUUGUGCUGGCGCGUGCGGGAUACGGCGCGGCGAUUAUGGCUACAAUUAGCUUGUCAGUUCUCCUCCACUCACCCAAUGACGAAUCGAUUGUUCGGUGUGAAGGUCGAUGCGCUAACGCACGCUCUGCAGCGUUUGGUCUCUUCUGA
This is a messenger RNA of Phaeoacremonium minimum UCRPA7, 621 nucleotides long. RefSeq lists its product as hypothetical. The record is from RefSeq and is a predicted model, not a curated record. The coding region runs from base 1 to 621 and encodes 206 amino acids. The transcript has a single exon. NCBI's taxonomy places the organism in Eukaryota, Fungi, Ascomycota, Sordariomycetes, Togniniales, Togniniaceae.